AUGAGCGAACAGGUGGGCACAUCCAAGCCCCCAAAUGGCCAUUUCUAUUUGGCAGGAAGACUAUUUCCCCGGGUGAAAUGGUGGAGAUCCCCAAAGAUGCGCACUCUUUACUUUUACAUCUUAACAUUGAUCUUAACCAACACUGCGAAUGGAUUUGACAAUUCAAUGAUGAACGGCCUUCAAACGUUAUCAUACUGGCAGGAGUAUUUUGAUCAUCCCAGAGGCCCAACCUUAGGUUUGUUCAACUGUGUCAUGAGUGUGGGUGCGUUGGCUGGUCUAUUGAUUCUUUCCUAUAUGCUUGACUAUUGGGGUAGGAGGAUUUGCCUAGUUACAGGCUCUCUCUUCAUGCUGUUGGGCGUUGGUCUGCAGUCUGGCUCAGUCAAUUUCUCCAUGUUUGUUGGUGCUCGAUUCAUAUUGGGAUUUGGGGACAUACUGGUCAUCUGUACAGCACCUCUUUUAAUCACCGAGAUCGCCCCAGCUCAGGACAGAGCAAUCCUGGUCACCAUAGCUGGUGCCACCUAUCAUUCUGGCGCAUUCAUUGCAGCAUGGACAACCUAUGGAACCCUGCGAAUAAAGAAUGACUGGUCAUGGAGAGCGCCGAGUUUGAUUCAAGGUCUGUUUACCCUCAUUAUGCUGGCUGUGGUCUGGUGGAUCCCGGAGAGUCCACGUUAUCAUGUCUCCAAGGGCCAACCACAAAGGGCCCUGAAGACACUCGCAUACUACCAUGCAGAUGGAAACGAGCAUGAUGAAGUGGUCCAACUAGAAUUCACCGAAAUUACCACUGCCAUUGCUAUGGAGAAGGCCUCAGAGCAUUCGGGAUCUUACGUGGACUUUUUGCGGACCCCCGGCAAUCGAAAACGCCUGCUCAUUAUCAUCACAUUCGGCCUCUUUGCUCAAUGGUCAGGUAAUGGCUUAGUGUCCUACUACUUGAACCUCAUCAUGGACAGUAUUGGAAUCAAGGAUGCGAAUCAGCAGCUGUUGAUAAAUGGAGCUUUAACAUCCUUCAAUCUCGCCACCAAUCUAUUCUUCAGCUUUUUUGUCGACAAGUGGGGGCGAAGGCCUAUUAUGCUUGUUAGCUCGGCUGGAAUGAUGGUGGCUUUUGUGGUAUGGACAGCGCUAUCGGCGGAAUAUGAUGCCCAUUCAAGCUCUGCCCUUGGAUCAGGGGUGCUGGGAAUGAUAUUUAUAUACUACCUAUUUUACAACAUGAAGUCUGGGCUAAUCGCAAGCUACACAACGGAGAUCCUCCCUUAUUCGAUGCGCGCCAAAGGGUACACCAUUAUGGAAUUUGCCAUGUACAUUGCACUCUUUUUCAACCAAUAUGUCAACCCAAUCGCACUCGAUAACAUCCAUUGGCGUUAUUACAUCUUUUAUUGCUGCUUUCUAGCCGUGGAACUGAUUGUGAUAUGGUACUUUUACCCGGAGACUCGCUAUUUACCCCUGGAAGAAAUCACAAGGCUGUUCGACGGAGAGGACAUCGUUGAAGCAACUAAUAUUGAAAUUGGGAAGGGCGAUAAUCAAGAAAAAGCAGCAACAACAGCUGUUCAUAUUGAAGAAACGAAAGUGUGA
This is a messenger RNA of Penicillium salamii, 1566 nucleotides long. The record is from the annotation of a GenBank genome assembly. NCBI's taxonomy places the organism in Eukaryota, Fungi, Ascomycota, Eurotiomycetes, Eurotiales, Aspergillaceae.